AUGAAACUGGUGGUAAAAAUUGUGAACAAGAUUAGAGCUCAAGCGUUACAAAGAAGAUUAUUCAGAACCUUGGCCAAUGAGGUUGACUGUCAAUACGGGGACCUACUCCUUCACUCUGAAGUCCGAUGGUUAAGUAGAGGACGGUUGCUGAAACGUUUUAAUGAUGUCCUAUCUGGCAUAGUUCAAUUUUUCAAACAACCCGAUGAACCGACUCCGGAAUUAGAAAAUUCAAUCUGGCUUAGAGAUUUUGGUUUUCUCGUGGACAUUACAGAGAAAUUAAACGAACUUAAUUUGCAGCUCCAGGGGAGAGACAAAGAACUAGCGGAAAUGAUUUCUGAUAUAAAAGCAUUUAUCAAAAAGCUGGAGUUUUGGGAACAAAACGUAAUUAACAGCGAUUCCAAGCAUUUUCCUAUUCUUUCAGAAAAAAUAUCUCAAAAUCCAUUAGAACCCCAUGACAACAAAUAUCAUGUAGAAGUAAUUGCUACCCUGAAGAGUAACUUCAAAAGUCGUUUUAAGAAUUACAAUGAAAUGGCUUUAGUAGCGCAGUUUGUUGUUUCACCCUUUAUGGGAAUUGAUAUCCAGCAGUUUGCAGCGUGUGUUAUGCAGAACUAUGGCGAAGACAUCGCUGCAACAGAAAUGGAAGUUGUUUGUUCAUACGUACGGGUAAUAACAAACCAUCUUUGGAAUACCAUCCCCAAUCUGUUGCUCUGA
This is a messenger RNA of Diabrotica balteata, 711 nucleotides long. Lineage: Eukaryota; Metazoa; Arthropoda; Insecta; Coleoptera; Chrysomelidae. The record is from the annotation of a GenBank genome assembly.